ACGCCAGUCUGAGAGCAGGGAGCUGGAGACCACUAGCGAGAGAGCCUGUCGUCCUGAAGACCAACCCUUCUCACAUGCAGCGUUCUGAACGAGCGUACUGAAGCCACAGGUGCACGCAGCAGAAAGAGAUUGAUCCCAUGUGGCUGGUUGAAAAGAUCUGCGUGUCAAGCGAGAGAACCAACCAGCUUCUUCCUGUAAUGGAAUACAGCUUUAGAAUUGGUGACAUCAUGUUCGGAGAAAAAAAUCCAACCGAUAAGGCCAAGAGGGUGACCCUGUGUCCCAAUAUCAUCACUCCGGACAACAUCCCUGAAUUCUGCAUUCCACCCAAGAUCUCAGCCGCAGGGGAAGGGAAGUCAGCUCCCUGGGCCAGGCUUUCGCUGGAUGGAAGGGGCAGUCCACAGAAAGAAGUGCCCCCACGAGAGCCAACCAUCACCCACAUCAUCCAGGUGGAGAGCGUGGACGACGGGCCAUACGACAACCUCUGCAGCGACGAGGAGACCACCAAUGCGGACCCCCAUAGCCAGGCAGCGCUCUCUCUGCCUCACCUGGCCAAAACGCAGACCUGCUAUGGCUUUUGCACGCUGCUGGAGAGCCCCCACACCAGAAGGAAGGAGUCCCUCUUCCACAGCGACCCCAGCUCCUGCGGAUUUCCCUUGGUUCUGCCCAGGAGCAGGUCCAACACGUGCUCCAGAUCGCCCACAGCUGCUAUGUCCCCAGCCUCCCCCUCCUCCUUCAGUCUGAACAACUUAACCUCCAGACUCUCCCCCAGGAGCUUCAGCCUGCACAGGCAGGGCACGCUGGACAGUGACACCACCUCCUCGGCCGAGUCCUCCCCUUUCAGCUCACCUCUGCUGGCGAGGUCACUGCCCAGGCCGUCCCUGUUCAAAACGCUCAGCCACGAGAAACUGCUGCACCGCAGCGUCUGCAAGGCUGCCGUCUCCAGGAACGACUCCCUGUCCACAGACGAGGGCAGCUCCACGGACAACAGCCCGAACGUCAUGAGGAAGUCAUCGGAGGCCCUCGUCGAGCCCUUCUCCGGCACCUUUGGCCUGGUGCCCCCUGCAGUCUUUCCCAUGGACCUAAUCCUGCACAGGGAGCGGGUGAUGAAGGAGAGCCUGGUGCCCUUGGGCAGGAAUGGGACUCUGCGGCUCUCCGCGGAAUACUGCCCGGAGAACCAGCGGCUCCGCGUGCGCCUCAUCAGUGCCGAGGGCCUCUACUCCCUGGCUGUGGAUCCCAAGAGCAUCAACUGCAGCGUAAGCCUCUCGCUUCUGCCCGGGAAAGUCCAGAAACAGCGCAGCACGGUCAUUAGGAAGAGUCGAAAUCCCAUCUUCAACGAAGACUUCUUCUUUGACGGCAUAUCCGAGGAAGAGCUCGGCCAGUGGUCUCUGCGGUUUAAAGUCGUCAACAAAAUGUCCACCAUGAAGAGGGACUAUAUUCUUGGCAGUUGUGAUCUUCCUCUAACUAGCAUUGUUACCUUAUAAAAAUUUACUUGCUAUUUCUAUUUAUUUGAUUUGUUUAACAUUAAUUAUUUAUUUACAUUUUUUAUUAUUCCAAAAAUAUAUAUUUCUAAUAAAAGAUG
Electrophorus electricus (electric eel) is the source of this 1579-nucleotide messenger RNA. It is a transcript of the gene c2cd4a, whose product is annotated as C2 calcium dependent domain containing 4A. The record is from RefSeq and is a predicted model, not a curated record. Lineage: Eukaryota; Metazoa; Chordata; Actinopteri; Gymnotiformes; Gymnotidae.